AAACGACCCAAAUUAAAAACAGUUUGGAUGAAUGAAUCAUCAAAGUCAGUGAAUUUUAGAGUAGACUUCUUCACUCAUACACUAAUAUCGGACGUCGGAAAUUCUCUCAUUCCGUAUCAUUUCGCUCCUCCAAAAUGUCUAAUAGGCAUACUAUUAUUCUGAUGCAAACAUCCCAACACAGAGGAUCCCGCACGUUCAUGGACUAUGAGUCGAUCAGCCAAGCAAUGGAUGGAAUAUGUGGACUGUAUGAACGAAAACUGAAGGAUCUAAAUCCAGCCAUAAGAAAUAUCACAUAUGAUAUCUCAGAUUUGUACAAUUUCUUCGAUGGACUUGCUGAUUUGAGUGCAUUAGUCUACGAUCACUCAAUUCAGGCAUAUCUUCCAUACGAUAGACAAUGGAUCAAGCAGAAAACGUUGCAGAACUUGAAGAAAUUGGCUCAGUGAUCAUCACAGAUGCUGGACUCUUAAGUGUGACAUGUUUCGGUUCAGCUGGACCAUCCACCAUUCUAGAAUCAUGAAAUUUGAAACUUGUGUGAGUCUUCAUCUCAUGUUUCCUUAUUUUGUGGAAAUACAGUGAUGCUAAUUGCUAAUAGCCUGUUUCUCUAUCUAGUCUUCAUCUUGUAACAUGCUAUCAAAAUUCGCUCUUGUAGGCUGUCCAAAUAUUGAUUGCUGUAUACUGAUGUUUUUCUUUUUUUAUUUUUAUUUUAUAA
This is a messenger RNA of Salvia splendens (bonfire salvia), 709 nucleotides long. Its product is annotated as enhancer of rudimentary homolog. The record is from RefSeq and is a predicted model, not a curated record. Bases 135 to 443 code for a protein of 102 amino acids. NCBI's taxonomy places the organism in Eukaryota, Viridiplantae, Streptophyta, Magnoliopsida, Lamiales, Lamiaceae. The transcript is spliced from 4 exons.